GGCAGAGCUGCCAGUGUGAGGCUGCACUCAGAAACAGAGCAGAGCCCUCUGCGUUAGCACGCUACACUGUCUCAGAAAGCUACCUUGGUGGAUAGAGAGGCAGAUGGAAAAGACCUGAACGAAGGUUGCAGCACAACUGAGAAUAACAACUCCUUCUCCGUAACCAUGGAAACCACUGAGCAAUCAGAGCUAGCGAUGGACUGUGUAGUAGAGGUUGCUGUGGCUGAUUCACUUGAUCAGGGAAAGGAUUUCAGUGCAGAUGAUGAGCAAGUUUGUUUAGAGAUGGACUCAUCAGAUUUCCAGGGGGAAACUGACAAAUUAUUAACUGACCUGCCAAGUGGCACAAUUGAGACUGACAGGCCUGACUGCUCUGAGACCAGUGUUUGCACUGAAAUGCCUUGUCAAGAUCAAAAGGAGGCUUUGAUAUUAGAAUCAGGGCAUGAAGAGCUCAACAGGAAUGAGUCAAUCGCCUCAUCUGUGUCCGACACACCCUCCAGUGCUGACAGUGUUUAUGAGAAUGACGCUCACCGUAAGAGGCAGGACACGUCUGAUUCUGAGCCAAAACAAGUCCCUGAACCAGAGCAGUGUCCUGACCCAGAACAAGACCCUGAACCAGAGCAGUGUCCUGACCAAGAACAAGACCCUGAACCAGAGCAGUACCCUGGUCUGGGGCAGUACCCUGAACCAGAGCAGUGUCCUGACCCAGAGCAAGACCCUGAGCCAGAGCAAUACCCUGAUCUGGGGCAGUACCCUGAGCAAGUCGAAGACCUUGGGCUAGGGCACUACCCUGAGCCAGAACAAGACCUUGAACCAGACCAGUACCCUGAGCCGGAGCAAUACCCUGAGCUAGAGUUAUACCCUGAGCCGGAGCCUGAGGCUGAGGAUAAUGAGCUGAAUCUCAAAGAUGAUGAUUAUCAAAAUGUGACAAUAGACACAGAAGAGGACCCAGAGGCCCAUGACAUCCUGUUCGAACCUCCUAUUACAGAGGAGUCUAUGUUGGAGCAGCGUAUUAGAGAAGACGCAACGUCAGAUGUUUCCAAUGAAUCCUGCCAUGACCUUGAGCCUGAUGAAAUGGAUGAAUGCCUAAGAGUUGAGAUUGCAGCAGCUUCCUCAGACAGUGAGACAGAUGAAAAAUGGAGAACAAUAUUCUCUUCUUCUAUAAAUAAAGAAGAUGAUGACUCAUAUUUGGACAGUCUUCAGCUUAGUGCCCAAGAGCUCUUUGUGCAGAAAGUUGAGGUGACAGACUUUGAGGAACAAGGCAACAACAACUUUGAAGAGGUCCGUUUUGAGGUUCCACAAGUGGAAGAAGUUCUAGAACAACCUGAGGACAUCGUUUCCUUUCCUACCCCUCCACAAGAGGUUAAAUACAACCCUUUAGGCCUUCAAGGUUUGUCCAAAAUCUCUGAAGAUGACAGUGAAAAUGGCAGAGAUGCCAAUCAUAACCAAGCCAACCACCAAAAGCACAUCAGUGCAGAUUCUAACAAGAAGCUACCCAAAGACUUCUGUGUGAUACAAGAGACCAUGAGCGAGAAUGUUAGCACAGAGCAUGUGGACUUCCAAUUGGCUCGUAAACAGUGGCGGGAAAUGGAAGAGCAAACCAUGAACAAGAUUGUCUUACCUACAACCAAACAGCCCAGUUUCCAUGGCAGCCACAGCUUCAUGUACACGCCUGUCCGCAACAUUGAAAGGACUCACAAGAAAGCACACGAUCUGGAGAACUUGAAUCUAGUUGGCGAUUAUCCUCACACCCAAUUCAGCCCCUGCUCAGAGGAUUCUGGCCUGGAUGAUUCCAGUUACAGGUCUCCUUACGAUGACCCGGAAACACCAGUAGAGAGGGAGAUUCGCAUGUCAAUGGAGAGGGAGGAAAACUUCAAGAGAGAGAGGGGCCUCUCCAGGAUGGGCAAAUCAACUGAUUGUGUUCCAUCACGAAGUAUGCCUCGAUCCAUAAGCACUCCACUGACACCAUCAUUCAUCAUCACCUCCUCACCCACUAAGGAACCACUGAAACAUGAAUUAUCAGCAAACAAUGUCAUCAUUCUCGACCCUAGCAAUGAUUUCACCUCCAGCCCCAGACGUGACAAAGACAGUGUGGCAGCUCAGUCCCGAGAGUGGUGCUCUGAGGACAGCAGCUCCAACCUCAUCAUCCUAGAGACAUCCAAUCUGAUUAUUCGCAGUACCUCCGAGUUCUCACUCAAUAAAGCCAGUGAGCAGCCCCAGGAAAAAAUGUUCCUGAACAACCCCUUUUUCAAGCUGCGUUCAAGGAGCACAAUGUCACUGGUGGAUGAAGAAAUAAAGAUGGUGAAGCAGAGGGAGGAUGAGCUGAGGAAGGAGAGGGCAAAUCUAUAUGGCAAAGACAGGUUCAAUACAGACAGGAUACUGUCAAAUCACAUGGACACUUUGGCGUUUGACAAUUCAGUUGAUGUACCAGUGAAGUGCAAGUCCUCUCCAUCAUCACCAAUGAAAACAGCCUACAGGAUGGAUCGCUCCGCUCUAUCCUGUGAUCACAGAUUUCCAGAGGUCUACACAGGAGGAAGACGCAAGAGUGCCAUGGCUCUGCGCUGGGAGGCGGGCGAGUUUACAAAAAACGACUAAAGAGGAUCAAGUCAAAAGUUUGCCAUUUAAGGGCAUUGAUUGUCAGUGUUAUACCCAUUCAAGUGAAAUGCAGUGUUGCGAUUGUUUGUUUCAUCUUGUGACAUAACCUAAACUCUCUGCUUCUGUGAUGCUUUGGGCAAAACUAAGACAAUAAGAAUGUUUGUGGCCACAUUACUUUGGAAUACGUCAAUAGAGAACUCAGACACACAGAAUUAGACUGAACCGUGGACAUUAGUAACAUCUUUAGAUGCCCACGCAGCACUGAAAUGACCUCAUCAUUUUUUUAAUUGACACUCAUAGCUGGAAGGCUGCUGGUUUCAGCUCUUACUAGGUUACAGCUUUAACAACUUGCUGGAGUAGUAAAGUAAGGUUUAUUACAAUAUUGACACGGACGGUGCCAACACACAGUUUCCAUUUAAAUUCAUUAUGAAUAAACAAUACUGAUAUUUUGCACGUGUGGCAGGUGGUGAUGGUAUAAAAGAGAGGCAAACCCAGGUUAUCAGCUUUUGUGUCAUGCAAUAAUUUUCUAUAACUUCAUGCCUCUGUGUGGAUUAUUACUUGCCUACUGAGGAACUGUUUAAAAGAUCUUAUCCACAAUCACUGAAACUCAAAAAAUGCCAGAGAAAGAAAACAGCAUUUGGCCUUUUUUAUGACGAUACUAGGAAAGGACAGGCCUAUCUUAAUACAUUACUCAAAUGUCAUAUGUAGGCUUCAGCAGUGAGUCAGAAAAAAUCACUGUCUCUAGUGUAAUGCUGCUGGUCGUGUUUUGAGUGUUGGUCUUGUGUCAGGGCUAAGAUUGUGCCGAUAUUAAAGCUGCAUGAAUUGAUUUUUUCAGCAGAAACAACCUAGUAACAAAACAUUAACACUUUAUCACCUUACGCAGUAAAUGGUUACCUAUUCACACAUCCAGCAGACACCAGCCUGGUCACCAGAGGAGAGAAAUUUCUACAAACCAGAUUUGUACAUUUCAAAUGCAUCAAAUCAACCUUUCUAAACAGAUGCUUCUCAGAUUACAUGCAGAUGGGCUGAGUUCAUCCUAGCACCAAAUUUGUCAGAUGUGUUGACAAAUAUAUUUAGAACAAAUCUGGAUAUUGGGGCAUCAGAAACUCGCCUCCUGGUGGCCAGAGCAGGCAAUUGAAUCCAACCUGUCCAUGAACCCGCCCCAUUAAUUGGAUCCACUCCAAAAUGUAAUGGUUUCUAAGUUGGACCAUGCAUCUGCAGCAAUGUGAAAUCAUUCUGUCAGCUCUAUUAUUAAGGCUACACUAGUUAGAUAUCAUAUGUUCAAACACAUUUGGUGUUGAUCCAACUCAAGGGGCGUGUCCACGGGCCGCCUAUUCACUUCCAUUCAUUUUUUGGAUGAGGAUUACGUGGAAACUGUCCGACCGAUUUUCACAAAACUUGGUGGAGGCAUGUAGCAUGGUCCAACUUAGAAGCCAUUACAUUUUGGAGUGGAUCCAACAGGUAGGAUUCAAUUGCCUGCUCUGGCCACUGGGGGGCAAGUUUCUGAUUUGUUCUAAACAUAUUUGUCAACACAUCUGACAAAUUUGGUGCUUUUAUCACAAUUAUGAACGAUGUUAUAGCAGUGCCGCCCCACUAUCCGGAAGAGGUAGGGAUGGUGAUUCGUGAAAACCAUGAUCCGAGACUGUGUAACCGCAGACACGUUCUGUUUGUAGCGUCCACGACACGCCCUGACAAAUCAUGCCCACCACUAAUACAUGACAAAUCCACCAUCACAACAAUCAUCUGAACCCUGCUACAACCUGACACUGAAGUGAACAAAUAUGAGGCUAAAUGUAGUAAUAAUCUGCUUUAUAAUCCAUUGUAAUGAAGAUGUGGUGACUUUAUAUGUAACGUGAAGUUACCUUCCCAUUACCCUAACCUUAACCACCUCUCUCUUAACCUUACACUCUAUAGCUAGCUAAUUGCUAACUUAGCAUUUUCAUUAUGGCUUCAGCUUCUGGGCCGAGGAGUGAACGGGGCUUCUCAUGGACUGAUGUGGUGGUUAAGGUGCGUGGGUCAUAAAGCUGCCCCAGCUGCAGCUAUAGCUAGUGAUGGCCAAAUGAAGCCUCAUGAAGCAUUUUCUUUAUUUCAUGACCCCACUAGAUGGCAAUUUUUGCUCAACAAAAGGUUGAAAGCACAUGGAAUUGCCAUUCUUUGAGCCUCUCUCUUUAAACCAUGAGCGCCAUCUAGUGGGCUCAGAAAAUAAAGAAAAUGCUUCAUGAGGCUUCAUUUGGCCAUCACUAGCGAUAGCUACUCGCACGAGACUGCUGCCAAGCAUCGGACCACUAUUUGACACCAACAAAUAACAAAAGUGGAUGUUAAUUGGCGGCACAUUGCUGCGGCGUUGGUGGCACCACAACUCAGUGCUUUUUUAGGCACACACCAUGACAUUUCCAGCGGUGAUUGUGGCACCAAAACCGGUUAUUAUAAGCUAGAACAUGAUCUUUUCCUAACCAUAAUAAAGUGUUUUUUGUGAACAUAACCACAUUAACCACGCUGUAGAGCAGAGCAACAGUAUCAUCGAUUUGAAGUUGUGUUUGCGUCCACCAGGGGUCGUAUUCACAAACAUCCUGAGAACCCUCUCACAGAGCUCCUAACUCAGCCUAAAGACUUUUAGUGAGGUGUCCUCGCUUAGGAGUGAUUUAGGAAAGUUCUCAGAGCGACUCUGAGCGAGGAAGGGACAGAAACUUUAACCUCAGUGAGGAGAUGUGGUCGACCCCAUUGCUAGGUGUGAUGCAUUCUUUAACAGAUGCGAUUGGUUGUCACAGACACGCCCCUUUGUGAGCCUGUAAGGUGAGGACACUCAGUGGACAUGAGAUGAACUGCUGACUGUGACAGUGUCAGUGUGAUCACUGCUGAUGGAAGGUUGAGACAGACUCAACUCAUCACUGCUGCGCUGCACAAAUAUUCUCCCUGCAUGAUUUAUUAACUCACUGUCAUCCAGUGUUUGGAGAAUGUUUCUCCAACCUCUUCGUCUUUCUGUCAUUUUCUCCUCUGAUUGAGAAACUGUUAAGCCUCUUAAAGUGCUCCUCACUACUCCUAACACCUUUUCACCUUAGGAACCCUUUAAGAGCCAAGACACUUUGUAAAUAACUUUUAUCUUCACAAGGAAGGACCUAGUCUUAACUUUAAGGGGAAAUUCUAAGAAAAUGUCAAAUUCUAAGAAUUUUCUUAGAAUUGUGUCACAAGGCGUGACUCUUAGUACGAGGACUUUGUGAAUACGGCCCCAGAAGUCCAACAUUCAUUCUUUUUAGCUUUGGUUUGGUCUCCACUGAAUCAUUAGAAACACACUUGACUGGUGUUAGCUGGUAUUUAACUUUAUCUGUCGCGUGUUCGGUGAUUGGGAGGCAGUUUAGAGUGGGUUUAUCAAAGCCCUCUGACUGAAAACAGCUGCCCGCUGAGGUUAAUGAGUAGCAGGCCAGAGAAAAUAAAAAACAACAAGCUCAAAGAUGAAAAAAAUUCAGUACAGCUGAAGUGAACCGCAGAGCUGGUGACGUUUCUCUGUGGAUUUACCACGGCGAGCAACGCUUUAAAUAUCACCCAGUCACUGGAUCCAUUUCAAAUAUAAAGAGAUGAUUAGUGCUGCUUUAAGGGGAACAGAACUAAUAAGGUGGAGGCACACUUGGACACAACACCAACAGCAAAUCUGCCUGCAGCUGCUGAAGUAUUCCUGUGCUGCAGCCACAGACCAGAGGAGACUGACCUCAGAUUAGGACUCUGUUACAGUGUGGUCCCACUAUGAAAAGAUGGUUUUAGGCCAUUAUAGAUGGGAGGAACGAUUACAGUCAAGUCUUUUAAUACACAUAUGACAUUUGACUAUUUUAUUAAAAUAGAUGAAAAAUAUCUGAACCUUUCCUUUAUGUACAAGAUGAUAAUUUGCUGACAGUAAAUUCCAAGUCGUUUUUUGCUGAGAUGCCUGAAUGUUAGACAAAUGUAUCAUUGAGUCUACUCUUUGCUAAGCUUUUCUUGACAUAAAUGUAAUUCAGAUUUGAAAACAUAUUUUGAUGUUAUUGUACGUCUUGAUAAAGCAAAUGCUACAUUGCUAAGUGUAUAUUAAUUGUAUUUUCGUACUAUGCUUUUUUGCUGCAAAAUAAUAUUUGAGGUGAGCUGGACGGGAUAAAACAGCACAGUAUACAAACUAUAAUAUAUUCAUGCCUUUCACUGGAACAAUCAUCCACAGAACAUUAAAUAAUUCACAUAGGGAACAUUUUAUUGAGAGUGAAUAUAAAUAUGCAUUUUAUUUUUCAUUUGGUCACUCCCUGAGUGACUGAGAUACUUCAGCACACAAAAGUUAACCCUGAACUAGCGUCACGUUAUGCUGAAUGAGCGACAGUAGGACAAUCCAAUAAGUGCAGGUGUUUCUGUGCCGUCGCAGAGGUCAAACCUACAGGACCAACGACACUAUAUGAAAAGCGGACAUCCAUUGUUUGGAUGAAAUGAAACUCCAUAAAUGAUAAUAUUGUAUUUUUUAUGCAAUAAAACCAUGAAAUGAAUGUUUGCUUACUGUGAAGCCACAAUACAUUCACACAAACCUUAAUGUCCAAUCAAAUUCUGACUUUAUCUUCCAACAAUUUUUUUUUUUUUCAAAUUGUACGUAACGGGGCAAUCAUGGGGCAGAAUUCAUGUUUAAGCACUUUUCUUUGUGGCUUCCUGUACUGCUAUUUGAUGGUUUUAAUAAAGAAAUGACGAUCAUUAUUUACAAAGCCUUGAUAUUUCCAGCUACUCUGAAAAGCAGCUUCUAAGAGCUUGGUACUUUCUUGACCUUUGAUUCAACUGACCUUAAACAGCAUUGUUUUACAUGUUAUGUUUGUAUGCUUCAUUGUUAAAUUAUAGCUUACAGAUCUCAAGGAUUGCUUGCUGAUGUUUAAACAUUCUGUGAAGAAGUCCCUCCCAUGGUUUCCUGGGUUUAUUGGGCUAUUUCUGACUUUGUGCGGGGGCUUUUUACUUUGUAUUCCUCGUGCAAGUAUUGAAGAGAUUAG
Epinephelus fuscoguttatus (brown-marbled grouper) is the source of this 7571-nucleotide messenger RNA. RefSeq names its product palmdelphin b (gene palmdb). NCBI's taxonomy places the organism in Eukaryota, Metazoa, Chordata, Actinopteri, Perciformes, Serranidae. The record is from RefSeq and is a predicted model, not a curated record. Gene Ontology annotation, cellular component: cytoplasm. The transcript is spliced from 4 exons. Bases 166 to 2592 code for a protein of 808 amino acids.